AGUGAAUAUUUCUAUAAAUAUAAACUUACGUUAUAAAAGGAUCCAGAGUAUUAGUAGUAAGCAAGUGAUAUUAAGUUCCGCUUUUUAUACAAUAAGAGAUGCUUGGAAAUACCCGAACGCAAAUGUAGAAUUUAACGAUAAAAAUAUUUGCUAUCUCGAUUCUGGAAGAAAGAUAAAAGAGUGGGAGAUCGGAUAUAAAGACGUGUCGUGCUUCGCGAAGAUAGAAACCGAUUUCAUCAUGUGGGAGUACCGAGCUAUCGGCCUUCUGGCCUUGCUGGCCAUUCUAGUGUCCGCUCAUGCUGAAGUAUCGUUUCUUUCUUACGCGAAGAAGAUCCAUGAUCCAGUGAUAAUUACUCUUCGCGAAAAGAGAGGUGCUGGAUACGGCGGAGGUUCCGGUGCAUACAGUUCAGCAAGCAGUUCUGCCAAUGCUAAUGCAUAUGGUGGUGCCAAUAGUUUUGCAAGCUCAAGUGCACAAGCCAGUGCACAAGCCGGAGGAAAAUCGUCAGCCCUAUCCACUGCCAAUGCCAACGCUGGAGCAGGUGGAUAUGGUAGUGGAUCCGGAGGCGGUGGUGGACUAGGAGGAGGUGGUGGAUUAGGCGGUGGUCACGGAGGAGGAUUAGGAGGAGGUGGUGGAUUAGGCGGUGGUGGUUGUGGAUCUGGUGGUUGCGGAGGUGGUAGCGGAUCGGGUGGAUAUGGAGGUGGCGGCAGCGGAGGCGGUGGAUAUGGAGGUGGCGGCAGCGGAGGUGGAGGUUAUGGAGGCGGAGGAAGCGGAUUAGGCGGAGGUCACGGAGGUGGUGGUAGCGGAGGUGGUGGUUAUGGAGGCGGAGGAAGCGGAUUAGGUGGAGGAAGCGGAUUAGGCGGAGGUCACGGAGGUGGUGGUAGCGGAGGUGGUGGUUAUGGAAGCGGAGGAAGUGGAUUAGGCGGAGGAAGCGGAUUAGGCGGAGGAAGCGGAUUAGGCGGAGGUCACGGAGGUGGUGGUUAUGGAGGCGGAGGAAGCGGAUUAGGCGGAGGUCACGGAGGUGGCGGAAGCGGUGGUUAUGGAGGUAGUGGAAGCGGUGGUUAUGGAGGCGGUGGAAGCGGAUUAGGCGGUGGAAGUGGAUUAGGCGGUGGUCACGGAGGAGGAUCAGGCGGCGGUGGUUGUGGAGCUGGUGGCUGUGGAGGUGGUAGCGGAUCCGGUGGAUACGGGGGUGGUAGUAGCGGAGCCGGUGGAUACGGAGGUGGUGGUAGCGGAGCCGGAGGAUAUGGAGGUGGCGGUAGCGGAAGUGGUGGAUACGGAGGUGGUCCUGUAAAAGGCACACCAAUUGGUGGAGGUUACGGCGGUGGUGGUGGUGGAUACGGAGGUGGAAGUAGUGGCUCCGGUGGAUACGGUGGUGGAUCUGCAGGUUCUGGUGGAUAUGGAGGAAGUAGUGGAGGAGGUCAUGGAGGAGGUGGAGGCCUCGGCGGUGGAGGUGGACAUGGUGGAGGUCUAGGUGGAGGACUUGGCGGAGGUUUAGGUGGAGGACUUGGUGGAGGACUUGGCGGAGGUUUAGGCGGAGGUUUAGGUGGAGGACUAGGUGGAAGUGGCGCAGGCGGCUACGGAGGUGGUAGUGGUAGUGCUAGUGCAAGUGCAAAUGCACAGGCUAGUGCUAAUGCAGGAAGCUCUGGUGGAGGUGGUGGUUGCGGCGGAAGCUGCGGUGGUGGCUAUGGCGGUCAUGGUGGUCAUGGCCCUGGUACAGAUAUUUUCUCCCGUAUUGGUGGCAUAGAUGAAGGAGCAAGUCAAAGUGGUAGUGUGCACGGUGCAAAAGGUGUUUACAGCAGUAGUGCCGCAAAUAUUGAUUCGACCGGUAAAGGAUCCUACAAAGUAUCUGCUGGAAAAAUCCCAUGAAUCACCUAAAUGGAGAUUGAAGAAUUCGCCGAAGAAUUUUUAAAAUUUAAGCAACUAUCUUUUUAACUCGAUACAAUGUCUGUACUUAUAUAUCUUCAUGAUUUUCGAUGCUAGAAACAAACUAAUAAAAGCAUAAUUUUGUUAUGUGA
Messenger RNA from Vespa velutina, 2013 nucleotides. RefSeq names its product glycine-rich cell wall structural protein-like. The record is from RefSeq and is a predicted model, not a curated record. The transcript has 6 exons. NCBI's taxonomy places the organism in Eukaryota, Metazoa, Arthropoda, Insecta, Hymenoptera, Vespidae. The coding region runs from base 239 to 1864 and encodes 541 amino acids.